Molecule: messenger RNA, 4565 nt
Organism: Astyanax mexicanus (Mexican tetra)
Lineage: Eukaryota; Metazoa; Chordata; Actinopteri; Characiformes; Acestrorhamphidae
Gene: flt4
Product: fms related receptor tyrosine kinase 4
Exons: 30
Coding region: 252-4322 (1356 amino acids)
Biological process (GO): protein phosphorylation; positive regulation of kinase activity; cell surface receptor protein tyrosine kinase signaling pathway
Cellular component (GO): signaling receptor complex
Molecular function (GO): transmembrane receptor protein tyrosine kinase activity; ATP binding
Source: RefSeq, a predicted model, not a curated record
UCUGAGCCGCUGCCCUCAGAUCGGUUUAUGCAGGAGGUGGGAGUUGAGUCCGGGAGGGAGGAAAGGGGGGAAAUGAUAGUAAAUCCACUCAGGUCCUCUUGAAUUUCGUGUUUCUGCGUGUUUUUACUCCGCUGUUUCUCCCGCUCUUCCCGCGCCGAGGAGAGAGAGGCGCGCGACACCUGAACCUGAGGAGUUUCCCGCGCCGCGCGGAGAAAACCCGCGAGUUUAAAUUGAGGAGAUUAAAUCCGGAGAUGAAGAGAGAGAGCCGGGUUUUCUGUGGGAUUUGGAUCGGGCUCGCCUCUUUCUCAGGUCUGGUGGCUGGGUUUUCUAUGACCCCACCUACUAUUGACAGCACCAAAGACCAACUUGUGAUUGAUGCCAAUGACACAUUGACCAUUACGUGCAGGGGACAGCUGAUUCUGGACUGGGCCUGGCCGGAACAGUCUCUCAGUAAAGUUGAGCUCAGUGAGCGAGAGGGGCAGCAGCUCAUCACCCAUUCAGAAGACCAGAGAGUGCUGUGGGUGCGAGAGUGUCAGGGACAGCCUGGGAAACCUUACUGUAAAACCCUUGUGCUGAGCAAAAGCCACAGCGAUGACACUGGCUACUACCGCUGCUUCUACCAGGACAUUAAAGUCAUCAUCGAUGGAACAACAGCCGCCAGCGUGUACGUCUUCGUACGAGACCCAAAUAACCCGUUUGUUAAGAGAAGAGAUGACAUGCACACCAUCUUCCUGAGAGCCUCAGACACACGAUUUGAGGUGCCAUGUCUGGUCUCUGAUCCUGAGCUGAAUGUUACCCUCUUCUCUUUACAGCAGGAACCUAAACCUUUGGAAGGUAAAGGCAUUACAUGGAGCAACAAGAGAGGUUGGACUGUCCCCAGACAUGCCGUUAACCACAAGUCCGUGUUUAUGGGCUUCUACUGUUCCUUGAUUUCUAAUGGCAAAGAAUACUCAACUCAGCUCUACUUUCUGAUGGAAAUGGGAGCAAAGUUUUAUGAGCUCAAGCUGUUUCCUGAAGACUCGCCCCUCGAGCUGAUGCAAGGCGACGUCCUGGUCCUCAACUGCACGGCGCUGGUGGAGUUCAACACAGGUGUGGAAUUCAAAUGGACCUUUCCAGGCCAGAAGGAUAACAGGGUUAUAAGUGUGCAGCCGGUGCGUCAAAUCAUGGACCAAGCUACAGAGGCCACCAGCAUACUGACCAUUCCCAACGUCAACAUCAACGACUCCGGCGUCUACACCUGCUUUGCUAACAGUGUGGAAAACAGUUUGGAGCGCUCCAUGUUGGUCAUAGUGUAUGAGGAACCCUUCAUCAGUUUGGACUACAGAAACGGUUCAGUGGUGGAAGCUAAUAUCGGACAAAAGUCAGUGAAGUUAUCUGUGAGAGUCUCUGCAUUCCCCACUCCAGUCACGCAUUGGUAUAAAAACAAGACACUGAUAACGAGGCGCUUAAGCAGAUUUAAGUCGCAGGAUCAUCACCUAGAAAUCCGAGAUGUGCGUAAAGAGGAUGCAGGAGAUUACACUCUGGUUCUGAAGAACACGGUUACUGAGAAAAAACUCCGCUUCAUUCUUAUAGUCAAUGUGCCGCCGCAGAUCCAUGAGAAGGAGGCGGCAGCACCUACCAACCCAUACAGGAUGGGUAGUCGGCAGACUCUCACCUGUACUGCCACCGGCUACCCCCCGCCAACAUCUAUCAGCUGGCAGUGGAGACCUUGGAGCCCCUGCGGCCCGAAUCCCACCCGCAAACCUUUAGCUCGUAGAGGACAGCGGGACAAGGCUCCUGAGUGUCAGGACUGGACUGAUCUGGAUCUGGAGCACACUGUAAAUGUGAUUGAUAGUAUGGACACUUGUCUUGAGUCAGUAGAUGGCAGACUAAAGACGGUGGGUCGUGUUGUAAUCCGAAAUGCUAAUGUGUCGGCUAUGUACAAAUGCUCAGCGGAGAACAAAGUGGGCAAAGAUGAGCGGCUCAUUUACUUUUACGUGACCACCAUUCCUGAAGGUUUUGGAAUUGAGGUGGAGAACACAGAGGAGCCCCUGGAGCUGGAUGCAGUGCGUCUGAAAUGCAGUGCUGAUAACUACACCUACGAAAACUUACGCUGGUACCGUCUGGACCCUCAGGCCGUUCCUCCAGAGGACUGUAAGAGCCUGCACAAGUUCGCCCAGGCUCUGAGCGGAGAGCUCUCCUUUCAGGUCGCCCACAAAAACUGGGUCCUGGAGCUCGCCUUCCCCAGCCUGCAGCUCCAGGACGAGGGAAACUACGUGUGCGAGGUUCAGAACCGGCGCAGCGGAGAGAAGCAUUGCCUCCGCAAAUACCUGCCUGUGAAGGCCCUGGAGGCCCCGAGGUUCCAGCACAACCCCACCAACCAGACAGUAAAUGUCAGUGCAUCUCUGCAGAUGGAGUGUGAUGUGGAAGGAACUCCUUCUCCAAAGCUUUCCUGGUUUAAAGACAACCAGCCUCUCCACCUAGUAUCAGGGAUCCUGCUGCAGGACUCCAACCGAACGCUUAGCAUCCAGCGCGUCCGCGAGGAAGACGCCGGUCUGUACACGUGUACCGCCUGCAACCAGAGAGGCUGCAUCCACUCCUCAGCAACGGUGUCUGUUAUUGGUUCUGAUGACGGCACUAACGUGGAGAUUGUGAUCCUCAUCGGCACUGGAGUCAUCGCCAUCUUCUUCUGGGUUCUCCUCAUCCUCAUCUUCUGCAAUGUCAAACGGGUGAACCCAGCUGAUAUCAAGACAAGCUACCUGUCCAUCAUCAUGGACCCGGGGGAGGUUCCUCUGGAGGAGCAGUGUGAAUAUCUUCCCUACGAUUCCAGCCAGUGGGAAAUCCAGCGGGACCGUCUGCGCCUUGGGAAGGUGCUUGGUCACGGUGCUUUUGGCAAAGUGAUAGAGGCGUCCAUUUAUGGGAGUGACAAGAAGUGCAGUUUCGGCACCGUAGCUGUAAAGAUGCUCAAAGAGGGAGCCACAGCCAGCGAGCACAAAGCCUUAAUGUCGGAGCUGAAAAUCCUCAUUCACAUCGGAAACCAUCUGAAUGUGGUGAAUCUGUUGGGGGCUUGCACUAAACCCAGCGGUCCUCUGAUGGUUGUGGUGGAGUACUGUAAAUAUGGAAAUCUAUCAAACUACCUGCGGACUAAGAGGGAAUUCUUCUUGCCGUAUCGGGAUCGAUCUCCUAAAACUCAGAGUCAGGUGAGGAGGAUGAUCGAGGCCGGGCAGAUGGAACUGAGAGACCGUCAAACUCAUUCCAAUAUCAACUCUACCAAAAAUCUCCGGGGCAAAACCAGUCCGAGUAGCCCCCCCUCAGAGGAGAAAAUGGAUGACCUCUGGAAGACUCCUCUUACGAUAGAGGAUCUUAUAUGUUACAGCUUUCAGGUGGCACGAGGGAUGGAGUUCCUGGCAUCUCGUAAGUGCAUUCAUCGAGACCUGGCAGCCCGGAACAUUCUGCUGUCGGAGAACAAUGUGGUGAAGAUCUGUGAUUUCGGACUUGCUCGUGAUAUCUACAAGGACCCAGACUACGUGCGGAAAGGAAACGCCAGGCUGCCACUCAAGUGGAUGGCUCCUGAGAGCAUUUUUGAUAAAGUGUACACCAGCCAGAGUGACGUCUGGUCCUUCGGGGUGCUGCUGUGGGAAAUCUUCUCAUUAGGAGCUUCUCCAUAUCCCGGCGUGCAGAUUGAUGAAGACUUCUGUAAUCAGCUGAAGGACGGAACCAGGAUGAGAUCUCCUGAUACUGCCUCCCCUGAAAUAUACGGGAUCAUGCUGGCCUGCUGGCAGGGCGAGCCCAGAGAGAGACCCACGUUUCCUGCGCUGGUGGAGAUACUGGGAGACCUUCUGCAGGACAACAGCUUACCUGACGUCCCCUUUAAUGUGUCUCAGAGCUCCUCAGAUGACGGGUUCUCACAGGCCUCCUCCAGACCUCCAUCAGAGGAGGAGCUGAGGCUGCCCUGCAACACCAUGUCAGCCAGAUAUUAUAACUGUGUUCCGUUCUCCGGCUGCGUGAUGGUGAGCUCCUCUAAAACGUCUCACUCUCGAGUAAAAACAUUUGAGGAGCUUCCGAUGGAGAUGACCUCCCAUAAAUCACAUCAUGACAGUCAGACGGACAGCGGGAUGGUUUUAGCGUCUGAAGAGCUGGAGAGACUCGAACACAAACACAGAGGGUCCAUGAUGAACUCAGCAGGGGGAAGCAGCACAGAGCGGCUGAUCAGCAGCUCCUCUCGGCCGCUGUUCUUCACUCAGCUCUCGGGUCAGACCUUCUAUAAUAACGAGUACGGGCAGCUCUCUGAAGACCUGAGUGAUUUCCUCUCCACUCCCGACCCGACUCUCACCAACCUGUAACCCCGCCCCCUGACCCCCCAGCGACGACCUCCUGACCCCUGACCCCCACACAAACUGAUCGGACCCUCCGCCGCGUUCUGUUCUCUCUGCUGCCACUGGGUGGCACCAUUACAUCAGAUACAAAUUAAAAAAUAUUUUAAUGCCUUUUUGUUACAUUUAUCUUAAUAUGAAGUUUAAGCUUCUUUUGUUUAUUUGUACAAAAAAUUAUCCCGAAUAGGAAAAAUAAAAUAUAUCUUCUUUUAA